Molecule: messenger RNA, 361 nt
Organism: Paraglomus brasilianum
Lineage: Eukaryota; Fungi; Glomeromycota; Glomeromycetes; Paraglomerales; Paraglomeraceae
Source: the annotation of a GenBank genome assembly
UUGAAUUCUGUCUUGAUGCAACACACUUCUCAGUCUUUACGACCGGAAACUUUGAAAGAGGCUACUUCAAAUAUGGACCGUUUAACGCAGUUACAGGACGCCUUAGACCAGAUGGCGAGACUAUUCUCCAUAAGCGUCAAUUAUCUUAGCCAACCACAUGUUCAGGAUCCAGCAGAAUUCAAGAAGGUACAGCAUGAAUUAGUGACCGAUAUAUGUAGAAAAGCGAAACAAGUUGAAAUAUUGAUUGACAAUUUGCCUGGGGCUACACGUACGGAGGAAGAACAGCUUGAAUUUAUUGGCCAAUUGGAGAAGGAAUUGCAAGAAGCCAAUGAAAACUAUCGAAAAGCAGCGCAGACGGCUG